Ctenocephalides felis (cat flea) is the source of this 1763-nucleotide messenger RNA. RefSeq names its product RING finger and transmembrane domain-containing protein 2-like. Bases 309 to 1745 code for a protein of 478 amino acids. The transcript is spliced from 7 exons. Lineage: Eukaryota; Metazoa; Arthropoda; Insecta; Siphonaptera; Pulicidae. Gene Ontology annotation, biological process: positive regulation of ERAD pathway. The record is from RefSeq and is a predicted model, not a curated record. Gene Ontology annotation, molecular function: ubiquitin protein ligase activity.
CAGCGCUUCCAGUUCAAGUGUUUUUUUAAAUAAAAAUGAAUAAAUAAUACGCAGGUUGAAUUGUCAUCUGUCAAAAGUCGUAACAAUAAACCGUUCAUGCAUUUUCUCUGACGGAGAUAAGCAUUUUAAUCAUUAACUUUCUCACCUAAGUGUUUUAGUGCGAUAAAAUGAACUCGUUAUUGUUAGAAUUACACGUAGUUCAUUUUGUGAUUCUCUGAAAUAUAUUUUGCAAAUUGAAGGUAAUAUUGUGUGGCAUUUCAACUGAAGACAUUAACGUAAUUACUAUUGUAUAAAAAUAAGAUCAUAUCAUGUCACUGCCGUCACAUGUCAAUCCAGAUAGUCAUAGGAUUUUAUUAGAAAAUCCCAAUGGGGGCCCCAUCAAUCAACAAUUACAAAACAAUUUUGAUCCCGCUAGAAGUCAAUCAAGUAGCAGCUUCUUUGAUAGAUCAAUGCUAACGGAAAGAGCUAGACUAAUGUCUAAUUCUGGUACACGAUCCAUUAGAGAUAAUAUACAAAAUGUUUUCCAAGAAAUACGGCCUAUAGUUCAAACAGUCCAUUCAAAUUGGCUUACAUCCCAUCAUACUGAAAUUCCAGUUAAUAGUAUUAACAAUUAUGAAUCUAUGAACGCAGCACCUAUGCAAAGAAAUGAAAGUUUUAUCAUCAACUUAGAACAAGGUACCAGUCAUAAUCACAAUGGUUCUGGUCAUGUACAUGCUCAUUCACAUUCACAUUUAAAUAUUGGUGAAUCUUCAAAUGACGAAACGAAUUCGGUAACAAACGGAGAUGGAACUAUAUCACGUGGAAUAGAUGCUGACCAACAAGCAAAUAUUAGAAGCUUAGAAAUACCAGUAAAUGAAGCUUUACGACAGAAUCCUGAAGCAAGAGCAAUUAUGCAAACACUUUUACGGUAUUUACCAUUUUCAUUGAUUUUGCUAGGAAAAUGCCUUUAUGAUAACAGAGAAAUAUUAUUGAUUUUAUUGGUUUUAUUAGUAACAUUUAUCCAUGCAAAUAAAACAAUUAUUCGUGAAGCCAGUAAGCAACAAAGAAAAUCAUUUUCAACUUUAGCAAUCGAGGUAGUUUAUAUAACAGGAUGUAUUAUUUUAAUAAACUAUCUAUUCCAAGGAGAAAACUUAUUUAUGAAUCUUGUGUUUAUGGGCUCUUAUGACCAUAUUGUAACAAUUUGGGAUUUGUUGUGGUUAACUGGCAUUGUUGAUAUUACAAUUAAACUUUUAACAGUAGCAACCAAAAUAUUAGUUGUGAGUUUACCAGGGAAAUUAUUAGCAUAUCAAAAGCGUGGUAAAGUAUUUUUAAUGAUUGAAAUGAGCUCGCAAUUCUAUAGAGCUUUAGCUCCAAUCCAACCUUGGCUGUACUAUUUGCUAGAAUAUUAUCAAGGAUCAGAAAAGAUUAUGGGUGUGCUGUUUUCUGCGGCAUAUAUGGUAUCAAAAGGAACAGAUUUAUUACAGAGAGCAAAGUCUUUUAAGAAUGCCAUUCUUAAAAUGCUACAAGAUGUGAAUCUUGGAAUUUCUCCAACCAUGGAACAAUUAAUCUCAGCAGGCAAUCAGUGUCCUAUUUGCCAUGAUGAAUAUAAUACACCAGUGCUACUAGCAUGCAGACAUAUUUUUUGUGAACCCUGUGUAACAAUCUGGUUUGAUAGAGAACAGACAUGUCCUUUGUGUCGAGCUAAAGUUGUGGAGGAUCCAUCAUUCAAGAAUGGUGCAACAACAUACUUUAUUCAAUUGUACUAAUUUUAAAUAUGUGAUAAA